Molecule: messenger RNA, 3365 nt
Organism: Annulohypoxylon maeteangense
Lineage: Eukaryota; Fungi; Ascomycota; Sordariomycetes; Xylariales; Hypoxylaceae
Product: DNA polymerase phi-domain-containing protein
Exons: 3
Coding region: 25-3141 (1038 amino acids)
Biological process (GO): regulation of DNA-templated transcription
Cellular component (GO): nucleolus
Molecular function (GO): transcription factor binding; rDNA binding
Source: RefSeq, a predicted model, not a curated record
AGCAAUUCUAAAAGCUCCUUUACGAUGGGUAAACGAAAGCGUGGCACUAAUAAGGCUGGCACAAAUGGCAGUCAUCCUACUCAAAAACGGGCGAAGAUUGAUCAACCUCUUCAGAAUGGUACCGAAGCAACAUCUCUUGAUCUUGAAAAGUCGCCGUUUACCGAGACUUUAGAUGGAGAGGCUCGAAGACGGGAAGCGAAAGUAUAUGAACUACUUGGCAGUGCUGACAGCGAUGAACGAAUUGCUUCCGCCGAUGCUCUUAUCACCGGACUACUGGCCUCGUCGGAGACAGCCCUUGAGAGACAUCUCGACCACCGCCUGUUCCGUGGGUUGGCUAGCUCGCGGAAUGCGUCGCGAGUAGGUUUCAGUCUUGUUAUAACCGAGUUACUGAAUCAAUUAUUCGGAUCCAAGGACCUGGCCAAGUCAAAAUAUCCUGGCUUGACAUUCGACAAAGUCUUGAACAUUUUAGUGGAGAAGACUACAUCCAGUGGCCAUGUUCCCGGCCAGGAGGAAAGGGACUGCUAUUUUGGUCGCCUGUUUGGUCUUCAAUGCUUCGUGGAAUCUAAAGUUCUCUUUGAUGAUGAGACAAGAUGGCCGAAGGUCCUAGAAUUGCUUUUAGAGAUGGCAGAUAAGAAGGUCUGGAUACGAUCGCAUUCUGCAUGGGUUAUUGUCGAGUCGCUACCCCAGAUGGGACAGGAUAGAGCGGAGGAAACGCUCCAGCAACUGUCCGAUAUUGGUCUUGGCAAGACUGCAGAGGGUAUCGGUAUCUGGAUGAAGGCGCGAAGUUGCUAUCCCGGCUUGAAGACACCCGCAAAGCCUUGGAACGAUCCUAUGAGUCCCGGCGUUCUACCCGAAGUUGCCCGAGUGCUGAAGGAUAAUGUGGCCCAAGAUAACGGAGAUGAUGCUGCGAUCACAAAAGCCAAGCAAGGGGGGUGGACUGCACAGUUGCACUUUGUCUGGGAUCUCAUACUUGCGACCUUCGUCGGACAAGAUGCUGGUGAAAAGGGGAGAAAAGAUCAGUUGAAGCUUUUCUGGACGACUGUUAUUGAUGAUGGGCUCUUCUCUAAAAAUGCUUCUGACGCACAGAAAUUCCGCGGAUUCGUCAUAUUCCAGAAAUUCCUUCAGGGAUUCGCAACAGACAACCCUAAGUUGGCCAGAGAAUUGUUCACUCGAAAUUUGAUGAAGUGUUUGAUGAACCAAGCUGCGAAAGAAGACCGGUAUCUUCAUCGAGCUGCGCUGAAAAGCCUUCAAUCGAUGGAGAAAGCUGUGCAGGCUUCUCCCGAACUCCUAUUGCCAGUCCUCAAGGAGGUUCUUGGAAAACACGGAGUUUAUGACUUUGACCAGCGAACCAAUACCAAGACAAUCGAGAAUCUGCUACAAUGGGUUACACCGGACGAUGCGAAGACGGUUCUCAAGCUUCUUCGAGAUUCUGUCAUCAUCGCAAAGGACAAUGAAUCCUCCGACAUCGAGAAAUUCAGACAAGUCUACGCCGGUUAUGUGUCAAAAUUAGCAACACAGGCUAAACAGGUUCCUGAAGCCUCUGAUAAUGACGACGAUGCUAUCAACAUUGCGGAGCUUAGUGUAAAAGAACUGGCAGCAUGCGCGUAUUCGACACAGCCACAAUUCAAACCUGAUCUUUCAGAUAAGUCAAGGGAGGCUUUCCGCAGAUUACUUGCACAUACGAUUGGAAAGGUUAUGCAGCGGCGAGACGACGCCGAGUACUUAUGCAACGUCGUAAUCUCAGUCGAACCUACGGCAGUGAGCAUGAGCGAAGAAAUAAACGCUGAGCAAGCGAGCGCAUUAAAAGCUAUGCGGAAAUGGCUUAAAGCUGGGAAAAAAUCAGAUGAUAAGUCAGGGGCAUCUACUGGCCUUGCUCUACUAUACGCCAUCGCUAUCCUACAACUAUAUGAUGGGGCACCGGAUGCAAUCAGCAUCCUCCAAGAUCUAGAGCGAUGCUCGGAAAAGAUGAAAAGCAAGGAGAGCGGGAGCUCGGAGCUCUUGGUGGAAAUAUUGCUAUCGUUAGUCUCUCGGCAGUCACCUAUGAUGAGACGGAUCGGCGAGCGGGUCUUCGAGAUAUUUACUUCGCAAAUAUCGGCCGAGGCUCUUAAUCUUCUAAUAGAGCCACUUGUUGCAGAGGAAAACGAAAAGGGGUACCAAGCUCUAUUUGAGAAUCUUGACGAUGAGGACGUGGAAAUGGAUGAUGCCGAGGAUUCGGGUUCGGAUGAGGAAGUUGAUGAUGUGGAAGAAGACGAAAUGUCGGAAAUUGGCUCUGAUGUUGAAUUCGUUACUUUGAACGGCGAAGAGGCUGCGGAUGAUGAGGACGAAAACGAAGACGAAGAUAGUGACGAGGACGAGGAUAACGAGCAAGACGAUGCUAAUGCCAAGGAGCUCGCAGACCUUGACGACGCCCUCGCUAAAGUUCUAGGGAGCCAUCGUCUAGACAAAGACAAAGAAGCCGAAUCGUCAGACAAUGACUCCGACAUGACAGACUCGGAGAUGAUAGCGCUAGACGAGAAGCUCGUCGAGGUCUUCAAGCAGCGCGUUAAGAAAACUGGGAAGAAAAAGGAGAAAAAAGACGCUAAGGAAUCUGUUAUCAUGUUUAAGCACCGCGUCCUCGACCUCAUCGCCCUGUACCUUAAGCACGAGGUCACGGGCCUCCAGUCCUUCCUCCUCCUCCCCCCCCUACUCGAACUCGCACGCACUACCACCGCCAAACCCCUCGUCAACAAGGCCGCUGCAGUCAUCGAUAGUUUUGCUAAGGCGGCUAAGAAAGCGCGCUCUACCUCCACUAUUAGCAAAGACGACUCGGACGAUUACGACCCUACCGCUAUGCUCGCCCUUAUGGACGACAUCCACGCGGAGGCCGCGAAAGAUCCGUCCCACGCGUUCGUCAGGGCCGCGUCUGCGGCUUCUCUGCUCGUCGCUUCGAGCUUGGUCGCUGAUGACGAUGAGGAUCUUGUGGACUAUGUUAAUCAAGGAUAUGCGACGACGUUUGCGAGGUGUCAAAGAGGCGAGGCGAAGAUCCCCGGACUCUUUUUCACGGAUUGGAUUAAUUGGGGGAUGGGACGGGCGGCGAACGCGAACGCGGGUGCGGGUUCUGGUGGUGUCGGAGGUACCGGAGAAGCCGGAGGACAGGUAUAGGGGUCGUGGAGGUGUCGCAAGGACGGGUGAUUCGGCGGUCGGAGGUUCGAGGUAUGUAGUGGAACGUAAUUCGAGUGCUGUCUUUACUAGAUUCUACCGGUCGCAUGAGUUCUUGGUCUCUAUCUAGGAGGUAGGACCCGUCGGAGAAUAGGGAGAAAGUUGAUUUGUACGUGACCUUCUUUUAGGUAGGAAUCACUGCUCUUGUGCUUUCCCCGCACUUCAGC